Drosophila innubila is the source of this 6307-nucleotide messenger RNA. RefSeq names its product nuclear pore complex protein Nup205 (gene Nup205). Lineage: Eukaryota; Metazoa; Arthropoda; Insecta; Diptera; Drosophilidae. The coding region runs from base 120 to 6155 and encodes 2011 amino acids. Gene Ontology annotation, cellular component: nuclear pore inner ring; nuclear pore. Gene Ontology annotation, molecular function: structural constituent of nuclear pore. The transcript is spliced from 11 exons. The record is from RefSeq and is a predicted model, not a curated record. Gene Ontology annotation, biological process: nuclear pore organization.
AUCGGUAUUGUAAGUUUUGCAAGCCGGCAAGAGCAGCCAACAACAGGCGGCGUUGACGAACUUUGCCGCGUUUUAUAUGUCCAAAUCGUUUAUUGUCGAAAUAAAUCAAGUGUUACAAAAUGGAAGGCGUGAUCGAGGACAUGUGGACGCCGUACAAGCGUUUGUAUAAUAUAUUUCAAUUGACGAUUACAAAUUCCAACGAUGUCGUUUCCGAUUUGGAGCUGUGCCUCAAAAAGUACAAACAGAACUUUACAAAUUUUCUGCGCAAUCCGCCAAAGAGCGAGAAGAAUCGUGCACACCUGCGCAAUGCGUUGGUCGAGGGUAUUAUGCUGGCGGGACAGACACGAAAAGUGGAAUUGUCACAGGAUCUGAUCGAUGAGGCCAUCAUAAUAUCGGACAUGUUUGAUCUGGAUGAGAUAUUUGCCUUGGAACUGCUUUGCACGGCACAGCGUCAACAGAUUCAUCAUCCCGGCCUGCCGCGUGGUCUGGUCGCCGUCUUGCUCUACUAUGAUGGCCGCAAGGCAAUUGCAUGCACACUGCGCGACAUGUUCCAGGCGGUUAGUGGCGUUUCCUGGAGCACUGAAUUGCCCAGAGAGAUAACGGCGUUGAUUAACAACUAUUCCCAGAAUCUGGUCGACGAUUCCAAUAUACUUGGACGUCUGCUGGAAUUAAUCGGCGAUAUGGAUAUACAAAAGGAGAUUCAGUUGUUGACAAAGAAUCGCGCAUUUGGUUCGAAGAAGCAUCAGAACCAGGUGCUGGCACUCUAUGAGGACACACGCAAGGCAUUGGCCAUGGCCGUGUUCCAUUGGUCCGCCCAGCGUGGCUUGUCCAAGAACAUGGCCAUACGUUUGCUCCAAUAUUUGGCCAAUGUGAAAUCAACCGAUGCCAAUGGCAGCCUGGAUGAUGUUACUCUAAUUUUGUUAAUGGCACUUUUGUAUGCGUAUGAUACAUCGGUGCUGCUCAUUGCCGAUUGCGACAGUCCACACACGGCUCGAUUGCCCAUCUUAAGUGAUCCCGAGUAUGCCAAAUGCUUCUAUGAAGCCAUCUAUGCACAGAGCGCUUGGCAGACGCCACAAUUGGAUGCCAUUAUCAAGUAUAGCUUCGGAUUGACAUUGGCCAGCCUCAGACAGGCUCCAAGUGAGCUGCAAGCGAAUGCUGGCGCCAUUAUCAAUCGGGAUGAGCAGCUGAUUGACGAGGCACUCGCCGCCAAUGUCUUUUCAUUCUUCUAUCGUCAGUUGCUGGAGAAGAAUGUGGUCUACAGCACCGAGUUCAUCUAUCGUCGCUUGCAUCUGCUCAUUACGGACUUCAUAGACUUUAUGCAUGCCAAAGUCUCGGAACUACGUGGACGGGCGGAUGAAACAGCGCGCACCGUCAUUAGCUUUCAGAAUGAAGGUCUGGAACCGCCACCCAAUCUGGAUGUUAACUUUGAGCUAUUAAUGCUGUGCGUGGCCAAACUCUAUGGCGAUAAACGUGCCACCAUCACACUGUGCAACGAUUAUUGGGGUCCCACGGAUACCACAGCAAUCAAUGGAGGAUUCACGAAUCAAGUACAGAAUACUUCGCGCGCCAUUUCCCUAUUCAAGUUUAUACGUCUGGCCAGUGAACUGUUACCACAGACUCUGUUCAAGUCGUAUCUUAAAAUGAUUGCGGGACUAACACGCACCGAGUUUGCGGCACGUUGCGCCUUUAAUCUGUUGAAGAAUUCGCAGAAUUUAUCGGCAUCUUAUGCUGUCAGCUGGGAUCAUUUCUUCAAUGCACUCAACAAUUACUUCAACAAUAUGCGAACGGACUUUGAUACGAGCCUUUAUAAUCCAGGCGAUUCGAUUUAUCGCAGUCGAUCGAUGCCCAGAAAUAUGACGCCUAGGGAAACGGAGCAUAUGGCAGCUGUUAUGGGCAUAAUGCAGGCUGUGGCCGACAAUGAUGAAAUCUCCCGCAUUAUGAUCUGUGAGCAGGCUAAUUGGCAGACGCCACAAGUGUUGCUCGGACUUGUCUCGUGCUCGACACCCGUAAUGCUCAAGGGAGAGAUACUCUUUACAUUGGCUGCUCUCAGUAAAUCAAAGGAAUCGGCACGCACCAUUUGGUUUCAUUUGGAGGAAUCACAGAUAAUACCCACGAUACCGGUAAUGGCCAAAGCGUAUCCGGAAUUUAGUUUGGCGGAGGAAAUUGAUCAGAACGAGAGUCGACUGGAGACAUACAAGUUGAGUCGUGGCAUCCUCCAACUUCUAUAUACGCUGAUGACAACACACAUGCCACGUAGCCUGGGAUCGGGUCCACGCAAACCGGGCUUUGAUCCAUAUUUGAAAUUUGUGGUUGAUUCCAUAUUGCUCAAGUUUUAUAAUAGAUCCUACAAGGAUCAGGCUGAGAAAUGGGAAGUUGGCGCCAAGUGUCUAAAACUAUUGUACUACCUGUUGGCCAGCUAUCGCCCAAAGGCAUCCGACUUUCUGGAGAAGCGCGAUGAGAAUCCAUAUCCUGGCUAUCACAUCAUGUUGCAGCUGCAGGUUAAAUCGGACAUGUUGCGUCUGCUGUUGCGCAUUAUUGAAGAGGCACGGGAACGUCUCGAUGAUUAUAAUCAAUUCAAUGGCAAGGAAUUACUUGAGGAAUGCUCUCUCUAUGCUCUCCUGCUGCUCGAGGUGGCGCUGGCCAAGCAGAAUGCCUUCUUUGAGGCACAUGCCACCGCCAAUUGUUCGAUAUUGUUGCCUGGUCUCAAUCGCAUGCUCCUUGAUUUGAAUCCCCGUAGUCAUUGUCCCGACUAUGUCAUCAAUAUCAUUAAAUUUGUCACCUACAACAGUUGGCUGCCACGUCACACUCUGGCUGCCAUCAAGAUCUUGAGUGCGGUCACAAUGCUACCGGAUGUAAUCACACAAAUCCUAAAUAUGUACGCUCAGGGCAGCACUGAGAAAAUGGAGAUACGUCAACGUUUUGUCGAGUGCCUGGAAAUGGAAGUGCGUCGUGGUCCACAACAGGAUUAUGGACUCAUUGAUCAAUUUGCUCAUGAUCAAUAUGGUUUUGCCAUCGAUGCCAAUCUGAAUAUGAAUGAGUCGGAAAUGCAAGUGGAUUUGGAUGCACUGGAGCAUCGUAAACCGCAGCGCAUUGAGCUGCAAAUCAAGGAGGCAAUUGUUCAUCUAUUUGAACUGAAUCUUAGCCAACAGUUGCCCAAUUUCGUUUACUUUCUGUUGGGCAUUGAUGUCAUCCGUGACUUUAUGGCCAAUGAGAAGCAACAACUGGGCCUGGAUGUCAACUGUUCCUGCAUGAAUUCACUUGUGCUGCUGCUGGAACGUCAUCUGGAGCAACAACGUCACUCGGAGGAAUAUUGCGAACACACAGCCCAUAUUGUGGAGCGUAUUUAUCAUCUGUUCCAUGGACUCUGCGCCAAUCGUCGCACAUCGGAGCCAAUUUUACGUUACUUCCGUUUGACCUGUAAUGAUUUUCUGGUGCGUCACUUGAGCGCAAUGCCAUUCCGUCAACAUAAUGAGGAUCAUGUGCUGCAUGCCAUGAGCCAUUUAAUGAAUUGCGUUUCCAUUGAGAUCAAGCUGGCGGCCACACAUGGACAGACGACACGCUUUCAUCUCUUGUGCGACAUUUUGUUGGCCGUCAAUUCGGAAACGCAACGCAACGGACACUGUAUGCCACAGGAAAUGGGCAACAAUCUGUUGACACCGCCCACAGUCAACUAUUUUGGUGUGGAUAUACUACCCGGACGUAUAAUGCUGCAAAAGACAUCGCUGGGAUUGCAUGUGAAUCGUUUGUUGGAUUGCUUGAAGCUGGAGACACAAACAUUGACCCAACCACCGUUGGAGUUCUUUGACGAGCCGCUUAUAGCCAAAUUGUUGGUCGAUUGUGAGGCCAAAACGAAUGUGGGACGUGCGGGCAUGAUAAAUGUCCAUAAGCUCCAUGACAUCCUCCAUGAUGAGCUGCGUCAUGUGCAGAGCACAAUUGCCAGUGGUCAACGCAAGGCGAUCAUUGAUGAGAUCACAUUAUUACUACAGCAUGCCAUUCAAUUGAACUGUGUGCGCAUGCAACGCUAUGCCACCUAUAGUUUCAUGACCGCCUGGUGUCGUCUUGUCCAGAUACUGUUUAGCAUUAUGCCGGAUGCAUUGUUGCCCGUUAGUGUGCGUAAGCAGCAUAUGAUUGAUGUCAUUGAGAAGAUCCUGAUGAAGGUGGAGCCAACGCAACCAUUGAUCAAAAUCUCCAUACAAGUAACUGAAACGGUUCUCAAUCUGUUGGCCAAUCUACGUUGCUGCUACUAUCAGCUGGAGGAUCAACGUUCCCUCGAGGAGCACGGCAGUGUCGUCUGUCUCAGCGAUAUGCCAAAUACCACAGAUUCGAGCCAAAAGAAUGCCACACAAAAGAGCAUUGGCAAUAUCAACAGCAGCGAAUGCAACAGCAGCAAUUUGAGAUUCAUUCUCAAGCGUCUGAUCGAUUGGAUCAUGACCAGCGAGGUCAAGUCACAGAAGAUGAGCAUCAAUCUCUAUGCGGCCCUCCUCAACUGUCUGCGUAUUGUGAAACGUCUGCGCAGCGAGGAGCAAAUCGAAUACAACGAAACAUUUUUAGCACGCUCGGAGAACUACAAGACUUAUGGGAAUCUGCAGCCGGCGUUGUCUGAGGAGACGCAUCAAAAGGAAAUGGCAGCAGAGAUAAUAAGCGGAAUUGGAGAGAAAUUGAUAGAUACGAUCUGUCAGGAUGCCAUCACCGGUCACGAUGUGUGCAGCAUGCUGGCACUGUGUUGCCUGGACGUUAUUUCGGAGAUGCGUGCGAUAAGCACACUGUGUGAUAUUGUGACAACGCGUGGAUAUCUCAAUCUGAUGCUGGAGAGUCUGGCCAAAUUGAAUGAGAUGCUGCGGGAUGUGCUGAAACCGACGCCGAAUAGUCUGCGACCGCUUUUCGUUUACGAAUCCUACAUGGCAUUCCUUUGCCAAAUGUCACAGACUUAUGUGGGCGCCAGUCUGGUGCUCGGCGCCAAGGCAUUGGGUGUGCUGUCCAAUAUGCGGAUCUAUGAUAUGCAACCGGAUCUGAAGGCUAGUGAGCUGGAGCGUCAUGAGCCCGAUGAUUUUCUGCCCGCCAUCGAUGCACGUUUCCGUUCCAUCUUAUUGCCGGCAUUGUCACUGUGCAACAGUCUGAUUGAUACGCUUGGAUCACGCAACAAUUCGGCAUCGUUGCAAGUGCUGAAUUUCAUGAUAUCACACAUUGAUAUGAUUGAGAGCAUAUUGCGUGCGGCAACGCCAUUUAUGAAUUUGGGGCAUCUGCAACAAUUGGCGGCAAUAACCAAUUUAUUUGCCCGCACCACAACGCACGAUGUGGUUGAACUGCAGAAUGAUUUGUUGCAAAACAACGAUCUCGAUAUGAGCAAUCGUUUGAGCCGUUUGCAACAACUGAUGAUUGUGGUCUUUGGACGUUUUACGGUCAACGAGGCAACCAUUCGACGCAUGCUGCAUCAGGAGCGUCCGCAUCCCAAUCUGCCGGAUCUAACCGAGGAUGAGAAGAGUCAACAUGUUAAAUACUUUUUGGAUAUUGCAUCAAAUUUAUCAAUCUAUUGCCGCAAUGCAGUUACCAGCAGUGUCAAGGACGGCAUGAGCUCCAAAUAUUUGCUCACCACCAUGGUGAGCGAUGUGAGACCACUCUCUGGCAGCACAGAUAGCAAGAAACUGACGGUCGUCAUGCAGACCAUAUUGAAUCAAUUGAAGGGCUCAAUUGCUUAUUAUUUGUCACAGAAAUCCAUUGCCGACAAUCUUGUCCAGCAGCGUGCCUCACUGCCCAAUAUAACAUUUGGACCCAGCGGCAAACAAAAUUAUCUGGAAUUGAGUCAACGUCACAAUGAGAAACGCAGCGAACUUAUGCUGUCCGUAUUUAUAGCUGAACAGAAUUUAUAUUUGCUCUGGAUACAUUUGGAUUUCUAUUUUCGUAAUGCAGUCAUUUAUUCCCAGGAAAAUCGUAAUUCCAUUAACGAAUCCUCGCUAGAUCCCGAGAAUAUGUCCGUACUGAACGCCUCACAGGAUGAAAUAACGCAGCUAAAGCAAAUGAUCAUAUCGACAUUCAAUGAAACAUUCUGCACACAAUUGAUCACUGCCAGUGAAGGAUAUUCAAUAAAGUGCAAAAACUUUAAUACAUCUUUAAUGCGUCGCAUUAAAGCUCUUGUACAAUUUGCUCCACAAUCCUAAUGUAUUCUGUAUGCUUGUUUCAAAGUGAUCACAACAUAAACAUCCUCACUACGCGUCUAAUUGUUUUGUCGUGUAAUUAUAAUCAUAUUAUACAAAUACUUGUUAAAAUUAAAUCAAAUAAAAUCAUAUAAUAAAAGAAAGAAAACAGAAAA